UUUUUUUUUCCUUUCUUUAAAUAACAAUAAUGGAGUCAAAUAAUCUUAACUGGAUUAAUAAUGACAAUGAACUAAUGGAAAUGCUGGUUGGUAUCGCCUCAGUAUCUGGGGAACAAAGCAUAUCUACAAAUAAUGAAGUUAGCCCUGAUGUUCUUCAAUGUCUUUUACCAAUAGAAAGAAAUGACUUGGUUCUAUCUAGCACACAGCAACAGAUGUCAUCACACUCUUCUUCGAUAACACCCCAAAAUAAUAUGAAAGAGGAUAAUUCCCAUCAUGUUGAUAUGUCAAAUGAAGCAACUAUCAAACCACUAUUUCCAUCCUCAGUUACCGUUCAAAAUUCAGAUAAUUUUGUUACUUUUGUACCUACCACCUCUAUACCCAAAAAGAAUGCACCAAUAAAAACUGUGUUUAAAAAACCUGUAUUUAUUUCAGAGUCGCCUCAAACAUUUAUAAAAAAGAAGAAGACGGCCUUAUCAUCAAGCUCUAGUAAUACAAGUGGUGAGGAUAAUAAUUCGGAUGAUGACGUGACAUUCGAGGGCGUACUUCAUAUUAAUAAUCCACCUUUAACGAAUUCAACCCCAAUGACUUCAAAGGAAAAAAGACAAUUAAGAAACAAAAUUUCAGCCAGAAACUUCAGAGUAAGAAGAAAGGAAUACGUCAAUCAUUUAGAGAAGAAAGUAAGAGAAUAUGAAGAAACGAUUGUCAAACUUAAGAAAGAAAAUGAGCAGCUUCAAAAAAAUAACGAGGAGCUCAUAAAGAAAUUGUCUACGCAACAACCUAUUACUCCUCCUCCUUUUAGUGAUGAAUUAAUGUCAAAUACAUCCACUACUUCUAGUUCAGAAGGCCACUUAUCACCUGAAUCCCUGUCUUCUCUGUUCCAAUUCCAAUUAAAUGAUUUAUAUGACCUUAAUCUGCUUGAGCAACAACAGCAACAGCAACAGCAACAGCAACAACCACUUCUGGAUCCAUCUGUUAUGUUUUAUCUUAACCAUGCUACUAUACCUGAUUGGAACAUAAAUGAGGUCCUGAGUGGAAAGAUGAAGAAUGCAACCACAGAGCAGGAGCAAUUACAAAUAUCUAGAGAAUUAAUCAGAGACUACCCUCUUUUAGUACCUGCUCUUAUGUCUAUUAUACUUCAUCAUACUUUAUCCUUGGACUAUGUUGCCUCUCUUGCUAAAGAAUUUAAAGAAAAGUUAAAUGUUGAUCCUAAAGUUUCAAAUAACGAGUUUGAAGACAAUGAAACAGUUGUUGGUGAAGAAGAAACGAAUGAGCUCAAGGUCAACUUUAGUAAAUUAAGUAUCGAAGACGCUACUAAAGUAGUGAAUAAGAAAGAAGGAUUGGAUCAUACAUCAUUCACGGAAGAUGACCUAGUUGCCUUUAUUCUUAACAGAUGUUUUCCUUAUUAUUGUUUAAUGCGUGCACGUGGCCAUAGUCAUGAAGAUAUCAUCGAUAAAUGUCGAGAAUGCUUUUUAGAUAAGGACUCUCCAUGCCGAAAAAAGAUGGAAAAGAAAUGGGCAAAAGAGAAAGCAAAAAAAGAAAGAUUAGAGAUUAAAAAGAGAGAAACUGUUUAUAAAACGAAAAACAAUAGUCGUCUACAAACACUUCAAACCUAUUGUCGAGUAGCCAAUAUUCUUUUGAAAAACCCUCGACAAAUGUCUAAUAUGACUCAAGUCCUAAAAGAACAAAUUCAAAUUUCGAAAAAUAAGUCUAUGAGUCAUGCUGAGCAAAAUUAUAGAAAGAUGAUAAACACUCCAAAGGCUCUUCGUAUCGCUAAUGCCUCUAGUUAAAAUUAUUGCAUCAUUUUUGUAAAUAGUUUAUACAUGUACAUAUUCAUAUGCAAAUACAU
Cokeromyces recurvatus is the source of this 1846-nucleotide messenger RNA. RefSeq lists its product as uncharacterized. Lineage: Eukaryota; Fungi; Mucoromycota; Mucoromycetes; Mucorales; Mucoraceae. The transcript is spliced from 2 exons. Gene Ontology annotation, molecular function: DNA-binding transcription factor activity. Gene Ontology annotation, biological process: regulation of DNA-templated transcription. The coding region runs from base 30 to 1787 and encodes 585 amino acids. The record is from RefSeq and is a predicted model, not a curated record.